Molecule: messenger RNA, 5585 nt
Organism: Pristis pectinata (smalltooth sawfish)
Lineage: Eukaryota; Metazoa; Chordata; Chondrichthyes; Rhinopristiformes; Pristidae
Gene: smad1
Product: SMAD family member 1
Exons: 8
Coding region: 541-1941 (466 amino acids)
Biological process (GO): BMP signaling pathway; regulation of transcription by RNA polymerase II; cell differentiation
Cellular component (GO): heteromeric SMAD protein complex
Molecular function (GO): RNA polymerase II cis-regulatory region sequence-specific DNA binding; I-SMAD binding; DNA-binding transcription factor activity, RNA polymerase II-specific
Source: RefSeq, a predicted model, not a curated record
UAGAAUGGGUGGGUGCGUUAACAGGCGCUUGUAGCUUCAUCUCCCCCUGGGAAAGGGAUUGGGAAAGUAGUGCGUCACUCCAGCGGGCUGCUACACAGCGGGCGCGGUGAACAGGCGCAGGCUGGCUGACGCCGGGCUUGGCGGCUUGCAGCUUGUUGAAUGAGCCGCAGAUGGAGUGGCGGUGGCGGGGACGAAGUGGAGGUGGCACAGGGCAGACAGUCCCGGCGGCCCAGGGUUUGAAAGCACUCUUUUGCCAUUGAAGUAUUUUUUGGAAACGUACAAGAAAAGUCUGCAAAAUAACUAAACAAUCCGAAAGAAAAUUAUCUGAACACAUUCCAAAACCAAAUUGAAAUUAUUUUUCCCUGUGGAUUUUAAACUAGACUUUGGGGGAAUCCUGCUGAAGUACAAAGCAGAAUUUCGUAUCUCAAGACUGGUUUGGUGAUCAGAAUAGUAUUCCUUUUUAAAACCACUUCUUCAGAACUACUGUUAAUCUCUUGAAACACAAUAGCAUCCCUGCUAUUGGCUUCAAAACUAGUUGAGAUGACGACAAUGGCAAGCUUGUUCUCAUUCACCAGCCCAGCUGUGAAACGCCUACUGGGCUGGAAGCAAGGAGAUGAGGAGGAAAAGUGGGCUGAAAAAGCAGUUGAUGCCUUGGUGAAAAAACUCAAGAAGAAGAAGGGAGCCAUGGAAGAGUUGGAGAAGGCAUUAAGCAGUCCUGGUCAACCUAGUAAUUGUGUCACUAUUCCUCGGUCUCUAGAUGGUCGUCUUCAGGUAUCACAUCGAAAGGGCCUACCACAUGUUAUUUAUUGCCGUGUAUGGCGAUGGCCGGAUCUUCAAAGUCAUCAUGAACUGAAGCCACUAGAGUGUUGUGAAUUUCCAUUUGGCUCAAAGCAGAAAGAAGUCUGCAUUAAUCCAUAUCACUAUAAACGAGUAGAAAGUCCUGUUCUCCCUCCAGUGUUGGUUCCAAGGCACAGUGAAUUUAACCCACAGCAUAGCCUACUUGCACAGUUUCGUAAUUUGGGACAUAAUGACCCUCCUAUGCCACAAAAUGCUGCCUUUCCAGUUUCCUUUCAGCAACCAAACACCCACCCAUUCCCCAACUCUCCCAACAGAAGCUAUCCAAGCUCCCCUGGAAGUAGUACAUAUCCUCAUUCUCCGGCAAGUUCUGGGCCCAGCAGCCCAUUUCAGAUGCCAGCUGAUACACCUCCUCCUGCAUAUAUGCCUCCAGAUGAUCAGAUGACACAAGAUGGUUCACAACCCAUGGAUACAUCAAAUGUUCUUGUACCUACAGUACCACCAAAUAUAACCAAUAGAGCAGAUGUUCAACCAGUUGCUUAUGAGGAACCAAAACACUGGUGCUCCAUUGUCUAUUAUGAGCUAAAUAAUCGUGUGGGAGAAGCUUUCCAGGCCUCCUCUACCAGCGUCCUAGUUGAUGGUUUUACUGAUCCCUCGAAUAACAAGAAUAGAUUUUGCCUCGGCCUUCUUUCUAAUGUGAAUCGUAACUCAACUAUUGAGAACACCAGGAGACACAUUGGCAAAGGUGUUCAUCUCUAUUAUGUUGGUGGAGAAGUGUACGCUGAAUGCUUAAGCGACAGUAGUAUUUUUGUACAAAGUCGAAACUGCAAUUAUCAUCAUGGCUUCCAUCCAACAACUGUCUGCAAGAUCCCCAGUGGAUGCAGUUUGAAGAUCUUCAACAAUCAGGAGUUUGCCCAGCUUUUGGCCCAGUCAGUAAACCAUGGCUUUGAAGCGGUUUAUGAACUAACCAAGAUGUGCACCAUACGAAUGAGUUUUGUAAAGGGUUGGGGAGCUGAGUAUCAUCGACAGGAUGUAACAAGUACCCCUUGCUGGAUAGAGAUUCAUUUGCAUGGCCCUCUGCAAUGGCUGGAUAAAGUUCUCACCCAGAUGGGUUCCCCACAUAAUCCUAUCUCCUCUGUGUCGUAACAGUGCUUGUUGUGCUGCUUCAUAGUGCUCAUAAAUCCUUGAGUGUUGAUUUUCUGGAGUUUGUAAUCACUUGAAGGACUUAUAAAAUGGGUACAUUCUGGACUGUAAUGAAUGGGAAUCUGGAAGUUACUUGACCUUUUGUGACCAAUUGUUGGAGAAAGAUGAUCAGUCUUUUUAGUAUACUGCUGUUCUUGUGAAAGUGUUCAGUUUACACUGUAGUAUUCCACUUCUGCCUAAUCUGAAGAACUUAUCUAGGUUAUGAUUUUAGAAUGCUAAAAUGAUGAAAGGUGACCAAGCAUAGAUAAUUCACUUGAAUGUUAACUGAUGUUUUUAAAUACUAGUUUGUGGACAAAAAAUAGAUGCAAAGUCUUUUUUCCAUUGUAGCACAAUUGCUGCACAGUUGGUAUGUUGAAGUUGAAGGUAUAUUGCAUGGAUGACUUGCAAAUCCUCUAUACAUUAGGUCACUUUACAUCUAAAGUACAAAUGUGGAAGUGGACAAAAUGAGCCUUGUGUGCAGCUCGGUCUUAACAAGUGCUGACAUUAACUUUUUUUUUAUAAUUAAACCAGAGUAGUGUCAAGUAAUAGCUUCAUUCUCAGUGGAUUUCCAAGAUGUGUAUGGAUGCACAAGUAUGAUGAGAGUUAGAGUAGUUACAUUUGUCCUCAUUUCAAUUGGGUUGGGACUUUCAAUUUGACAAUAGAAGGAAGUAGGUAAGUGGGCAAUGUGACCCCUGUGCUGUUUGGUGAAUUCAGUAUUUUUAACCAUUACCUAUAAUGUGUACUUAAGUCUAUGAAGCUACUGUUCACUUACUAGUAGCUAAGCAUUAGUUUUGAGGUUGUUAAUUAAAUAUUUUUAAAAACACAAUUUUGGUAAGCAAGAUUUGUAGUGUAUACAUCGUUCUGGCUUUGUCACCUUUUAUGUGCUAAUUUCUCUUUAAAGAGAAGCAUUGAGAUAUUUCUAUCAAUCCUCUGAGUAGCUGAUUAGUGGAUACCAACAGGUUAGAUAUUUAUACAAUGAUAAAGAUAGUCUUGUACAUUUUCUUCCAGUUUUAUUGGUUAAAGUUGGCUGGAUGUUUGCAAUACAUUGUUAGUUUUCCAAGUAGUAAAUCAGCUUGUUUUAUAAAUAAUGCUCAAUUCCUUUCAGUUCUUGUAUAUGCACUUUUACACAGACUUUUGCUGUUGUGCUGUGGAAUUGGGAAGCAACAUUUAUUUUGAGGAUUGCAAGUCCUUCAUUAGAAACCAUGUAAAUUUUUUGUCAUGAUUUUUAAAGUACAUGUUUCGUUUGACUUUUUGUAACAAAUUUGAGAAUUGCACCACAACAAAUUCUAUAUGGUAACAUCUCUCUAAAAUUCUAUCUUUGAAGACAUUAAGGACAGUUUUAUCCAACUAACCCAGAUUUGCAAUUAUUUUGGUUUAUUUGUUUAAAUAUUUAAUCUAACUAUCUUUAGAUUACUAUUUACUUUUUGUGUGCGUGCUGGGUGGGAUUGAGGGGGUGAUGCAGGGGAAAUUUUGGGUUUUCCUAGGCAAGGUUAUAGAUUGUCACCCUAUUCCCAGACCUGUGCAAAAUAAUCUAACGAGACAUAGGAGAGACGAGAGGCCAUAGUCCGUGAUUUCUUUUUUAAAACAAAAGCAUAUUUGAGGAAUGAUUUUGUACUGAAUGUUCAUUGGUGCAUGCAAAUAUGGUUCAUAAUAGGAACAUACUAAUUUGUUGAAAUUUCAUCAUGAUUACAUGCUCAAAACAUCUCCAAUAAACCACAUAACUUUGCAGUGCAAAUGUUGUAAUGGUUGAAAUUGGCUAUUGCCGUAAUAUUUAGUGAUUUACUUCUGAUAAUAUGUGCUGCAAAAGAAUGAAAACAUUCUAAAAGAUAGAUGAAAACUCUGCAAUGAUGAUGUCUUGUAGCUUCCAUGUGUAGGGUUCUUCACCCAUGCCAGAAAAAAACAACCAUUUUCCAACAUUUUGGACAAGAUAAUGACACAAAUUCUGCAGAUUGUUAGGAGGAAUUCUCUAGUUUUGUUUGGAGAUCCACAUCUACAUUCCCCGUGUGGUUUCAGGUGAUGCAGUUAUCUCUGCAUGUGUUUUGAUGUCCAUCAACUGCAGGAUUUUGUCAUUGCUGGAUAUACUUAGAGUGUCAUUCAGCAGACUAUAUAACUGUCUUCAUUUUUUUGGGAACGAGUAGAGUUGGGGCACAGGGUCUUGUGGUUGCCGGAACAUUGUUAUAGUACAGUGGUCUCCUCAAUGUUAUUGGGUAUCGAGACAGGUUGCUGUGUAGUUUGUGAUCAAGUUUGCUUUCCUGAGUCUUACACCCCUGUGUAGAUUAGUGUUUUGGGGCUUCCUUGUAACCAAAUCAGUACAAAGAGUGUUCUUCUCUAAACAUAAUGCUUUCAAAAAGUCUAGUCUAGGCAGCGAUGCCCAUGUGGUGCUCUCAUGAGAUUGUUCUGUGAGCUCAGAUUUUCAUACCAUUAUGGGAAGCCAGCCAAAGUUCAUGAGAUAUGAGCCUUUUACCCUAACUUUUAUAGGGGCGACUCUGGUUGAACCAGGUGGGACUUCAUUAAAUAAGUAGACCUCGUGUCCCUUUUGCCUUGUGAUCAUCAAGCAUAGGCUGUUUGUUUGGAUACUGUUGGCUACUGGCUUCUGCUGAGGCCUGUUGGUACCAUUAGGAAACAUGCAGUCUUUUGGUGAAGGGUUAAUGAAUGUCAGUGAAAAUGAAAGUGUAGAAACUAAUGGUACCAGUAGAUUGUCCACACAAAAUAGCUUAAUGUCCUGCCCAUGGUGCUUAACAGUAAGAUGUGUGCUCUACAAUGCUGCAAUCUUCAUCCAGCUGAGAGCCAAGACUCAGUGGCUGAGUUUGUCAUGUCUGCCCUGCAGUGCUCAAUGAGUGGCUGUUGGCUGGAGCAUGGUUGUGCUAUCAUCCAUAUAUUAGGAUUCUUCCAUCGUUUGAGCCCUUACCAUUCACCCUCCUACUGACAAAAUGUCAUAUAUUAAUUAUUUUGCUCAGGUGUUGUAGCCUUUUGAUUUAGAACAACAAAGAAACUGGUUGGAGACCAAUUGAGAACUUAAGAGUUCCGUCAUAGUCAGUGGUAUAUCAAGGUUCUAAUGGUAAAAGGGCAAGUCUUGCAUUAUUUUUGGAUUUAUUCUAUCUUCACUUCAGCUAUUUUACAUAUAAAUGGUAACUAGUUUAGCUGAUCCAGUUCACCAAAAUUCCCUCAAAUGACAUCCAUGAAAGGAUUCUACUUUUCGUACUAUUAUAUUGCAGGAUAACUGUUUCGAUCAUGUUCAACAUUUUUGUAAGCAUGUUGUAUGAUCGACUUUCUGCUUGUUGUUUCUCUUGUCUCCAUCCCACAAUGGGCCAGUAUGUAAAUUGAAGUCCCCAGAAAUCAAAAGACUUGAGGAAGACAGCAAAGAAGUGUUUUACAGAAGUGACAUGUACAAAAUAAACAUGCUUUUCACUCAAGAAAAUUUGGGAUAUUCUUGAGUACUGUGUUGUGCUGUGAUCAAAUUGCAUGAAAUGUUUCAAUAAAAAAAAUUCCGUGAACUACUCGACCAUUUCUUCAAUGUAACAUUUGGCUUCAAGAAGUAACUAAUAUUAUAGUGACAUUAAUUUAUCUCCCGUGCUGUUUAAAGACAACAAUUAAAGUUUAAGCUUUCA